AUGCUAUCCUUGAUACUACCACUUAUAUCAAUUACUACAAUUUUAGUAAACAAUUUAUAUCAAUUGUACACCACUGCAACAACAAGAUAUUAUAAAAGUGCCACCACCAGACACUCACCCUUAUAUUCUACUUUACUCAUUGUCUUACCAAAAUUAAAAUCGGUGCAGCCGCCUGUAGCUAACAACCAGCAGCAGCAGCAACAGCAGCAGCAACAACGUGAUAACCUGACAAAUAAACCAUACUGUUUUACAUGUGGUAAAGAGUUUGGAAUAUUCACAUCAAAGAUUGCCUGUGAUCUUUGUUUCAUUAGUUUCUGCUUGCCGUGUAUCACCAAGCUAUCGAGUAAAGACAUCACAGGUGUCUUGCGUGAAGGUCAAACCAAGAACUACUGCAGUGGCUGUGUAUUCAUUGUGAAGCGCGAAGAGAGCAGUCGUCGUCACGAAGCAAUGUUACAACAGGCAAGAGACGAUCCACUCUAUCAAACCUAUUGUGAGAUUACACUCGUAAAGAAAGCAAUUCAUGCUGGAAUGCCAAGUUUCGAAUAUUUAGCAUCUUCAGUAACAGAUUUUACGAGAGCAUCGUCAAAGAAUAAGGAAACAUUCAUCAUUAAUCUACCAAAGUUUAAAACAAUUCAAAAUCAAAUUUUACAUUUAGAAAUGAAUACAGCAACCAAUAUAUAUACAGUUUUAUGUAGGAAUGCAAUAGAUAAUCAAUUGAACAGAGAGUUCUGGGAUAAAUAUCAAGUUCCAUUCCAAAAUGCAAUUAGAAUCUGUAGGAGUGAUCUAUUCAAUGCUACCGUACGAUGCGGUGAGGAUUGGGAGAAACAUAAGAAUUUAGUAGAUAAAUCUAUUUGUCAAACCGAUUCAUCUUUUUUAGGUUUAGCUGAUCAUCCAUCAAAAGAAUUCGAAGCAACAUUAAUAAGAAAGAAUGCAGAGCUCAUCAAAAAGAUGAUGGAACAGAUAACAAUGAGAGUGAAACCCGACGAACUAGUUCAAUCGAAAGCUGUUCUAAACGAAUUACAUCAAUUAUUAACGAAUGCCUAUAAUAAAGGUUUACAAUUUUAA
Messenger RNA from Heterostelium album PN500, 1065 nucleotides. RefSeq names its product FYVE zinc finger domain-containing protein. The transcript has 6 exons. Bases 1 to 1065 code for a protein of 354 amino acids. The record is from RefSeq and is a predicted model, not a curated record. Lineage: Eukaryota; Evosea; Eumycetozoa; Acytosteliales; Acytosteliaceae.